Messenger RNA from Colletotrichum chrysophilum, 1656 nucleotides. RefSeq lists its product as uncharacterized. Gene Ontology annotation, cellular component: nucleus. Gene Ontology annotation, molecular function: protein binding. The coding region runs from base 1 to 1656 and encodes 551 amino acids. Lineage: Eukaryota; Fungi; Ascomycota; Sordariomycetes; Glomerellales; Glomerellaceae. The transcript has 3 exons. The record is from RefSeq and is a predicted model, not a curated record.
AUGCCUGCCGUAAAUGACGGCAUUGAAGUUCGUGGCUCCAAGGGCGGUGCCAAAGGCGGCCGCUCCAUACACGCGACGCGCCGCUUCAAGCCGGGCGACGUCAUUGCUCUCUUCGACGAACCGGCCGUCGUCCUCCCGCCAGGCCACCGCGCGCUUGAGUAUUGCAACCACUGCCUGAAAAGGCAAGGUCACGCGGGCGUGGGAAAGCUGCGCGCUUGCACGGGCUGCAAGACGGUCGCCUACUGCGGCGCUGCCUGUCAGAAGGCCAACUGGACGCUGAUCCACAAGGUCGAGUGCAAAGCAAUCCAGUUCCUGCAUGAGGUCAAGCCGGCACAUCAGCCCGAUUGGGUGCCCACGCCCAUCAGGGCCGGGGCGCAGGUGAUGCUGAGGCCGAAGUUGAAGGAGUCGUUUGAUGCUUUGGAGGGGCACGUCGAGGAGUGGAGAAAGAACGACGAGAUGGACUUGCAGCUUCAGGCGCAUGGGGUUUUGAGGUGCUGUGGGCUUGAUGCCAUUACUUUAAAGGGGCUAGAAGAGUCUUUCCAGGUUCUAUGCAAGCUUCAGACGAACGCUUUCAGUCGGACGGAGGAGUACUAUGAGACGGGCGGUGUCUUCUUGGAUACGACGUUGGCCAUGAUCAAUCACUCCUGUGUGCCCAACGCGAUGGUGCAGUUUGGAGGACGGACUGCCACACUUCGAUCAGCCACGUUCAUCAACCCUGGCGAUGAAAUUGAAAUUUCUUACGCCGACCACACACAACCUAAGGGCAAGAGACAGGGCGAGCUCGACCUCUAUCAUUUCGAGUGUUCUUGCUACAAGUGCGAGCAUGAUUUAGACGAGUACCAAAUCGCCAUGAACGACCCGACCAUUGACCUCAACAGCAUGAGCGUCAUGCCUGACAUCGAGCGGUUCAAGAAUCCACCCGGCGGCGGCAAAACCGAUCCUCCACAGGGAUUGAUGGGCUUGAACAUCCAAAAGAUCAUGCCCGUCUUCCCGCGCGACAUGCCACGCGACGAGAAGCGUGAGUGGCUGAGGAAAGCGUACAAGACUGGAUCGUAUUUCGUGACCACGGGCAAAUGGGCCAUUGAACCAUUUGCGCAGGUGGUAGACGAGGCAGCGUACUACUUUGGAAAGGACCGGGGAAACCACGAGUGCGCCCUCGCUAUUGCUUGCUUGUCCGCGUACGAUAUUGAACCAUUCAAACACGUCGCGCCGUUCCAUCCCUCAAGACUCAAGGGAUUGUCUGCCAUUGCCAUCGCUUUGUCGAAUACGGCGCCCAACCCUGGCAAGCUCACCAAGCUUGCUAGAGACAUGGCUGCGCUGAAGAAGUUUCCGCCUGAAAGCGUCAAAUUGCUGGAGAAUCUGGACCAGGUCUCUCUGUGUCAGAUGGUAUUGUCGAUAAUCGACUUUUACAGCGACCUCGCACCGUCAGCUGACUGGGAGCCUCUGGUGCUCGCGAAGGAGAUGCUGAAGGACAUUGAAAGCCUUCCUGGUCGGGGGAAAGAGACUACUUUGAUCCUUGCGUGGAGGACAGACCCGAAGACCAUGGAUGACUUUUUCAGGUUUGGUCUUGUUGAGCCGAUCAGGACAUUGUCCGAGCUUGGAAAGGUUGUGCUAGAAGUAGAUCUGGGCAUGGACCGCGAUCUGUCUGCCAAAUGA